Molecule: messenger RNA, 1563 nt
Organism: Closterium sp. NIES-65
Lineage: Eukaryota; Viridiplantae; Streptophyta; Zygnematophyceae; Desmidiales; Closteriaceae
Source: the annotation of a GenBank genome assembly
AUGGAGUCACUCACUCGUCUCGUUCUUGACAAGUGUGAUCUUCUUCAUGUGCUGCCCAAAGACAUCGGGCAGCUUACAAAGUUUGGUUUUGCUGAAGGAGCCUCUCUCCAAUCUCUCCCUGAGAGUUUUGAGCAUCUGCCGAAGCUGCGUAGACAAGAGCUAUUCAAUUGCGCCUUACAACGGCUACCAGCAGGGUUUGGGAAGCUGGCAAGCCUGGAGAUUUUCAAGGUUGGAACAAAGGAGGAAUACGACAGGCACGGGCUCAGUGAGAACGAAUGGCUGGGUGCCAACCUGGAUAUCUUUGGGUCUUGCGCCCUCAGGACUUUGCCACAGUCGCUUACUCUUCUCACUCGUCUGGAGGAGCUUGUUCUUGACGGAUGUGAUUUGCGUAAUGAUCCGCCGAUGGGGAUGGGGAAUCUGUCCAGCCUUAAGGUGCUCAAGGUGAGGAACUGCGACCAGUUGUCCUACUUGCCCUCUCUUCUAACCCCUCGCAUGCAGGCCCUUGCCCUUCAGGCUGGACCCGCAUGCACAUCAGCCGCUCUUGCUGCGGCUUCUGAUCCGCCUUUUCCUUCCCUUGAGAAUUUGGAGAUUUCUGGCUGCCCUCGUCUGGAAAGCCUCCCAGAAGGCCUGCAAAUGCUGCCUAAGCUUGAGCACUUCACACUCAAAGACUGUCCCAGCAUGGUGCUUGUAGUGUGGAGCCCAUUCCCGUCUCUUCCGCCCUUUCCGGUCUCUCUCACGACCAUCAGCAUAUCCAACACCUUCCAGAACGUCAAGAGCCUCCCAGAGUCCUUCCUGUCGCUCAGCCGCCUUUGUCACUUGGACCUACACAGCCUCCGAUUGGAUGAAUACCUCAUAGCCCAUUCUGCUGUAACUAACACCCCUGCUCCAGCCCGUGCUAGUUUGAACCUUCUGUCAUCUCUGGUUCACCUCCACAUUCUCGACAGUUACCUCCCUGCACUGCCGGGUAAUCUGGACGACCUCGGAGAACUGAAGGUGCUGUCGCUAUUCAAGUGCCAUUGCAUCUCCUCCCUUCCACCCGUCCUCUAUAAUCUCUCCAAGCUGGAACACCUCAGUCUCGACUCUCUCCCUCUCACGCAUCUUCCGGACAAUCUUGGACAGUUCACAGCUCUAGUCAAGUUGACUCUGCAGUCGUGCAAGGCUCUGCAAGGUCUUCCCUCCACCCUCACUCUGCCCUCAUCCCUCAGACUAAUGACCGUUGCAAACUGCCCCGGAAUCAGCAGCCUCCCAGACUCCAUCUCCUCCCUCUCGCAUCUCACCUCUCUGGAGCUCAGGAGUCUGGUUGGUCUGUAUCACCUGCCCUCCUCCCUCGCCCUCCUUCCAUCGCUCGUCAAACUGUCACUUCAAGGCUGCAAGUGGCUGCGGGCUCUGCCCGACGGUCUGGGCAGUUUGUCCUGUCUGAGGGAGGUGGAUCUGGGCGGAUGCGCCCAACUGACUGAGCUACCGCAGUCGCUGCAGAAGAGGAUGAAUGUGAUUGAAGUGAACGGCAGAUGGGGCAGGCGCAGAGGGCAGAGGGAGCCGCAUCAGGGAGAAACCGUUUACUAG